UGGUUUGAGCUUGUUGAUUAUGAGGAAGUUCUAGCCAAAGCAAAGGACUUUCGUUAUAACUUAUCAGAGGUACUUCAAGGAAAACUAGGAGUCUAUGACGCUGAUGGUGAUGGAGAUUUUGAUGUAGAUGAUGCCAAGGUUUUAUUAGGCCUGACCAAAGAUGGCAGUAAUGAAAAUAUUGAUUCUCUUGAGGAAGUCCUUAAUAUUUUAGCAGAGGAAAGUUCAGAUUGGUUUUAUGGUUUCCUCUCAUUUCUCUAUGAUAUAAUGACUCCUUUUGAAAUGCUAGAAGAAGAAGAAGAAGAAAGCGAAACCACAGAUGGUGUUGAUGAAGAACCUGGUGGGGUAGCCAAAAGAAAAGCUAAGACUAAAGGACUUAAGGAAAGAUCUGCAUCAGAGCCCACAGUCCCAGCAGAAGAGACGGAGCCAGACGCCGAGCUGGAGGAGCAGGCUCCUGUGGGGGCAGAGUCCAAGAAUAUUGAAGAUGAAAUAAAUGAACAAAUUCAGCCCCUUCUCCAUGAAAUGGUACACAGAGAACAUGUUGAAGGAGAAGACCUGCAGCGAGAGGAGCGUGAACCAGUGGGAGAACCACAGCUGGAGGAUGACAGCUUCCUUACGGCCACUGAUGAAAAGGAUAAGUUUGAGACCCUGGAACCUGAAACAUUUCAUGAAGAAACUGAGGACGGUGUUCGCGUGGAAGAGACAGAUUCACAGGACUACCACCAGGAGGUGGAAGAGAAGACAUAUGAAAAGGAAGCUCUAGAUUCCAGUGAACCAGUGGUAGAUGAUGAAAGAUUGCCCCACGAUGAAGAUGGUGUAACAUACCAAGACUAUGAUGAAAAAGUAUACAAACCUUUGGAAAAUGAACCUUUGGAAAACAAACCUUUGGAAAACGAAUCUUUGGAAAAUGAACCUUUAGAAAAUGAACGUUUGGAAAAUGAACCUUUGGAAAAUGAACGUUUGGAAAAUGAACCUUUGGAAAACAAACCUUUGGAAAAUGAACCAUUAGAAAUUGAACCUUUUGAAAAUGAACCUUCAGAAAAUAAUCCUGUGGAAAAUGAACUUUCAGAAAAUGAACCUUCAGAAAAUGAAAGGAUAGAAAUCUCAGAUAAUACUGUAUACAGUGUAGAAGAUUCAAAUGUAAUUGCAGAAGAAAUCACUGGUCCUCCGGUAGAAGAGCAGCAGGAAAUACCACCAGAAACAAAUAGAAAAAUGGAUGAUCCUGAACCAAAAGAGAAAGUUAAGAAAAAGAAGCCUAAACUUUUAAAUAAAUUUGAUAAGACAAUUAAAGCUGAACUUGAUGCUGCAGAAAAACUCCGUAAAAGGGGAAAAAUCGAGGAAGCAGUGGAUGCAUUUAAGGAACUAGUGCACAAAUACCCUCAGAGUCCCCGAGCAAGAUACGGAAAGGCGCAGUGUGAAGACGACUUGGCCGAGAAGAGAAGAAGCAAUGAGCUGCUGCGAGGGGCCAUCGAGACCUACCAGGAGGUCGCCGGCUUGCCCGCCGUGCCCACAGACCUGCUGAAGCUGGCUCUGAAGCGGUGCUCGGACAGACAGCAGUUUCUAGGUCAUAUGAGAGGUUCCCUGCUUACCCUCCAGAGAUUAGUUCAACUAUUUCCCAAUGACACAUCCUUAAAGAAUGACCUUGGAGUGGGAUACCUCUUGAUUGGAGAUAAUGGCAAUGCCAAGAAGGUUUAUGAAGAGGUUCUGAGCGUGACACCUAACGAUGGCUUUGCUAAAGUCCACUACGGCUUCAUCCUGAAGGCACAGAACAAGAUUGCCGAGAGCAUUCCCUAUUUAAAGGAAGGAAUAGAAUCUGGGGAUCCUGGAACCGAUGAUGGGAGAUUUUAUUUCCACCUGGGAGAUGCCAUGCAGAGGGUUGGGAACAAAGAGGCAUAUAAGUGGUACGAGCUUGGGCACAAGCGAGGACAUUUUGCGUCUGUUUGGCAACGCUCGCUCUACAAUGUGAAUGGCCUGAAAGCUCAGCCCUGGUGGACAGCAAAAGAAACCGGCUACACAGAUUUGGUAAAGUCUUUAGAACGACACUGGAAGUUAAUCCGAGAUGAAGGCCUUGCAGUGAUGGAUAAAGCCAAAGGUCUCUUCCUGCCUGAGGAUGAAAACCUGAGGGAGAAGGGAGACUGGAGCCAGUUUACACUGUGGCAGCAAGGAAGAAAAAAUGAAAAUGCCUGUAAAGGAGCUCCUAAAACCUGUAAUCUACUAGAAAAGUUCCCCGAGACCACAGGAUGCCGCCGAGGACAGAUCAAAUACUCCAUCAUGCAUCCUGGAACCCACGUGUGGCCUCACACAGGGCCAACAAACUGCAGGCUCCGGAUGCACCUGGGCUUGGUGAUUCCCAAGGAAGGAUGCAAGAUCCGAUGUGCCAAUGAGACCAAGUCCUGGGAGGAAGGCAAGGUGCUCAUCUUUGAUGACUCCUUUGAGCACGAGGUGUGGCAGGACGCCUCGAGUUUCCGGCUCAUAUUCAUCGUGGAUGUGUGGCACCCGGAGCUGACAGCCCAGCAGAGACGCAGUCUUCCUGCAAUUUAGCAGGAAGUUCAUGCAACCGAGGAACACUCUGGAGAGAGGCUGCCUUUCGGGUUCCAUCUCCUUGGGUCCGUCGCAGGAAUUUCAAACAACAAGGCUCUUAAUCCCCUCAAUUUGCAGCCUGAAAAAUUCUAAGCCUCCUCCUAGGGUUAGAAGACACUAAAGGGAAUAUCUGCAUUGCUGCAAUUCACUUAGAAACCACCCUGCUGCGUUCCGUCCCAUGACACACGGGGCCUACGCCUGGGUUUAAGGUGAACCUUGCGAUAGCUCCUACCUUGCCAGCCAAAGAUAGUGUUUUGAUGUAGAGUAGGUUUAAAUCAGUGUACAGUGAGAAUAUAUGUAGAAACUGUGAAUGAAUUGCUUUCGUUUGUAAUUUUUCUAUGCAGUUAUAUUUUUCUAGGGUAGCUAGACUAGUUUGUUGUCAUGUAACACUACUUUUUAAAUUGCUUUUAACGAAAAGCUGUGUAAAUGCUUCACUUGUCUCUGUUUAAUAGUAAUAUUCCUGGUAAACUCAGGCCUCUCUCUCUCUUCUAAUUCUUUUUAGUAAAAAAACACUCAUGAAAAAAGCAGUUUUAUUUUCCUAAUACAAGAAAGGAAGACAUCAUUACACCUGUGGCUAUGAAGUGUACUGAUCCCAACCCUGGAGUCUGCAUUCUUCCUUAACCUCAUUGAGAUCAAGACCCUUAAUUUCUCCUCUCACUGUGCAUGGUGAGAAUAUUGUCAAAAUCUUAUUCCUCUUUAAAAGAAACUUCACAGUAAAAAAAAAAAAAAAGGCAUGGAAUUAUUUUAUAUUAAGUUAUAAAAGUACCAUAUGUAAGUGUUUUUAAUACGAAGUAUUAGGGCUUGGAGGGGGGAAAGUCGAAUUUAUGGAAAUAAAACUUUUCUCUCAGGAUUAAGUGGACUGGGGGCUGCUGGGAUGUCUGGCUGCUGGCCACUUUACCAUCUGUGAGACGGGCCUGGGAAUCCAAAGUGUCCUUCCCUGUGGUGGAUCAUGUGAGUGACAGGAAGACAACCCUUUGGUUCUUGAGAUGAUUCUCAUCACAGUGUUAUGGAAAUAUUAAGGACCGCAGAAGGAAAGGUCACCAAAUGUGCUAGGAUCUGUGUAGGGAUGUUGAGAUUGUUUUCCUCUUUGAAUAAGUUGGAGGACUCUUUUAUCUCUGUGGCUUGAGAAUCUUCUGCCCUUUAAACAUGACUUUGAAACAGCAAUUAUUAUCUAUAUUUAGAUUUGCUAUUACCUGUGACAUAGGAAUAACAACUGAAAAAUGAUCUUGCCUACUCAAUCCAAAGAUGAUCAGGUCAUUAAUUUAGUAAAUUAUUAAUGCAUUCGAUAUUGUAGGUUUUUAGCCAAGGCUAACACAAAUGUGAGCCCUAAGAAUGUAAUGAUAUUCGUGCACUGAAUUCUAAGCCAGGAUGAACAAAAGAGCUGUAUGAAUGGCAUGUAGGUCACCACAUUUCAUUAUUCAUUCACAGAUAGAAAAAAUGUGUGCUUUCUUUUUGAUUUAAGAACAAAGGAGGAGGUAUUCUUUGUCUCAUUUAAAGAACAGUUCUUCAGAGUUGAUAUUGGCCCAUUUUGUUUGACCUAGUGGACGUUAGCUUUCAUUAGAUGAAUUUGCAAAAUAUUUGUCCUCUUCCUUCUGUUUUGCUGGUGUUCGAAAAUCCCACUAAAUCAGAUGAAGAGGCAUGGGAGGAAGAAUAUCAAAGUUCAUUACCAAAGUCCAGAAGAGACGGCAAACUUGAAAAGUAAAAGGGUAUUGUAUCCUUCAGUAUUUAUUGAACAGAGGAAGUGACUGACACAGGGCAAUACAGUUAAAUGCUCAUGUAGUAAUGUUCACGUCACUUACCAAAUUUGGUUCUUAUAUGUAUAUUGCAUAUACAUAAAGAAAUUCAAACUAUAUGUUACUGUAAAACCAUCAUCUUACAUUCAUGUAAUGAAAUUAUGGAACAGAGGAAAAACUAACUCUUAACUCAGUAAAUAUAAUAAAGUGUUUAAAAUCAGGUCACUAGAGUGGGGUUCUAAAUAUUCCCGAUUGAAAAACUAGAAAUGUUAUUCCUGCUGCAGAGUGCUGGCAGUAAUUGACUCCAAUAAAAUUGUAAAUACCUGGAUCCCACAACUAUUUUAUAAACUCAAGCAAUAAAAUGGAUUUGAUAAUUCA
Molecule: messenger RNA, 4688 nt
Organism: Otolemur garnettii (small-eared galago)
Lineage: Eukaryota; Metazoa; Chordata; Mammalia; Primates; Galagidae
Gene: ASPH
Product: aspartate beta-hydroxylase
Exons: 27
Biological process (GO): peptidyl-aspartic acid hydroxylation
Cellular component (GO): endoplasmic reticulum; membrane
Molecular function (GO): peptidyl-aspartic acid 3-dioxygenase activity; protein binding
Source: RefSeq, a predicted model, not a curated record